UUUUAUUUUGGUUAAUGAGGUGAAUGUUAGGGUUAGAUUUGGGUGUAGGCAUAGCUUUAAGAAUUAUUUCAAAGGAAGGUCCUCAGUAAGAUAGGAAGACGUGUGUGUGUGUGUGUGAGAGAGAGAGACAGAGAGAGAGAUGAUUUCCUCGCCAUAAGUAAACGGAAGCGCUUUUUGUCAGCAGCAUAAUAGCAAAAGCACUCCAGGAAGCGAUGACGGCGUUUCCUUCAUAAGGGAGGGGAAGAAGAGCACACACACACACACACACUGAUAGCCGACUGCCUCCCCUUCUGCACAGAGAGAUAAAGCGAUAGCGACAAACAUUCAGGAGACAGGAAGCGGAAAACAUGGAGAAACAGGCGUGUUCUGGCUCCGAGAAUCCCGCGAUACCGCCGGUUCCGAGGAAGCCGCGGGCUCUGGCAGUAAACAUCGCGCCUCGACAAGACAGCAGCGACUCGGUGGACAGCCCCACAGGCUCUCAUGUUGAAUGGUGUAAACAGCUGAUUGCUGCCACAAUCUCCAGCCAGAUCUCAAGCUCCGCUAUUCCUGAGAUUGUGAACCGUGACUGCAAGGUAUCCAAGAGGCCUAAUUUGAGGUCUCAGGACUCUAGAGAGGAACAUAGCUAUGAGGGUGACAGUGACACUGAGCUGCCUCCUCACGCUCUGCAGGCAUUUAAAGACAUGCAGAGGCCAGUUCCCAUGGAUGAGGUUCCACUAGUCCCUGGGGAGAGCAUUAAAAUAACUGCUAAAGAUGUGAUGUAUAUCUGUCCGUUCACUGGAGCCGUGACAGGCACGCUCACAAUCACCGACUACAAGCUUUACUUCAUGAGUCUUGAGAGGGAUCAUCCCUUUGUGCUGAAUGUGAAUUUGGGAGCGAUAAGCCGGUUGGAGACCAUCAGUGUUCAGAGUCAUGGGGAGAAUACGCAGGGAAUGGAGAUCGUCUGCAAGGACAUGAGGAGUCCUAGGUUUGCCUAUAAGAAGGAGGAACAGAGCAAACUGGAAAUUGUCGAGACACUUACCAAGUGCGCCUUCCCGCUGUUCAAUGAUCUGCCCCUGUUUGCUUUCCAAUACACGGAAAAGUAUCUUGUAGAGGGAUGGAAGGUUUAUGACCCAGUAUCAGAGUACAAGAGAAUGGGUCUGCCCAAUGAAAGUUGGACUAUCAGUAAGAUAAACAGUAAUUAUGAAGUGUGUGACACAUAUCCUGCACUCCUGGUCAUCCCAACUAGUAUCAAAGAUGACGAGCUUAAAAGAGUGGCGGCUUUCAGGGCCAAGCAUCGCAUACCGGUCCUCUCUUGGAUCCAUCCUGAGAGUCAGGCCACGAUUGUGCGCUGCAGUCAGCCGCUGGUGGGCCCCUCAGACCGCCGCUGCAAAGAGGACGAGCGCUACCUGCAGACCAUCAUGGACGCCAACGCACAGUCACACAAGCUGAGCAUAUUUGACGCAAGGCAGAACAGUGUCGCUGACACUAAUAAGGCUAAAGAUGGUGGCUAUGAGAGCGAAAGUUUCUAUCCCAAUGCGGAGCUGAAUUUCCUGGAUAUUCCCAACAUCCAUGUGAUGCGGGAGUCUCUGCGCAAGCUGAAGGAGGUGGUCUACCCCACCAUAAACGAACCUCACUGGCACUCUGCUGUAGAUGCCACGCACUGGCUGGAGUAUAUCAGGCUGUUAUUAGCAGGUGCAGUGCGUAUAGCGGAUAAGGUUGAAUGCAGUAAGAGCUCGGUGGUGGUGCACUGCAGUGACGGCUGGGACCGUACGGCUCAGCUCACCUCUCUGGCCAUGCUGAUGCUGGACUCGUACUACCGCACGCUCAGGGGCUUCCAGGUGCUGAUCGAGAAGGAGUGGAUCAGCUUCGGACACAAGUUCGCCUCGCGUGUUGGCCAUGGAGAUGAGAAUCACGCCAACUCUGAAAGAUCCCCUCUCUUUGUGCAGUUCAUCGACUGUGUGUGGCAGAUGAUGAGACAGUUUCCUUCUGCCUUCGAGUUCAAUGAGCUUUUCCUCAUUACCAUCCUGGACCACCUCUACAGCUGCCUGUUUGGUACAUUCCUCUACAACAGUGAACAGGAGAGAGUGGAAAAGGAAGUACAGACUAAAACGAUAUCAUUGUGGUCCUACGUUAACAGUCAGCCGGAGGACUUUACUAACCCGUUCUAUGUGGACUAUAAAAACCAGGUGCUGUAUCCACUGGCCAGUCUCAGACAUCUGGAGCUCUGGGUGGGUUACUAUGUGCGCUGGAACCCACGCAUGAGACCACAGAUGCCGGUCCAUCAGAAUUUGAAGGAGUUAUUAUUUUUGCGUGCUGAGCUACAGAAGAAAGUGGAGGAGCUCCAGAGAGAGGCCACGUCAUCACGCUCCAUCUCAUCUUCAGAACAUGCUUCUUCCUCCUCUCAUGGUGGUACACCACUUCACACUGCUGUCUAAACACACACACACUCGCACAACACAUAUUUAAGAGCACAUACUGUGUUUGCUCAGUGAAUACAUUCUCAGGCACAAGUAGGGAGUGGAUGAGAAUGAAGUGGGCAGACACUCACACACACACACACACACACACACAUUCCUGUUUGUGUUUUUUUAACUAUAGAGAAGUAACCUAGUGUCGCAUUUUAUAAAUCCAUUUUUUAUAAACUGUGAAAAAUCUAUCUUGUAAUGAUAGUCAGCAUGUCCGCAGCAUGAAUUCAUAGUAUUCACUAUCUAGUGUUUGACCUGUAAAUAUGAAAAAAAAAAAUGUAUUAAUAUAUUUGUACUGCAUUUUAAUCUUUCCCUGUGGCUUCAUUUGCUCCUCUGUGCCAACUCCUGUUCAUGUUUUAACUUCUGAAUGCAGCUUUUAGCUACGUGAAGUUCUUUUAAAUUUUUUAAAUUAAUAAUUCUUCUAUUUUUGUAUUUUAUUAGUUACUUUCCAUUUCAUGUCCACUUUGUCAUCACACUGAAACUUGACAGUUAUUUCAGUAUCAUUUUCUCAUAGAUCUGUCUUUCAUGUUGCUAAUAUAGAGAAGCACUGAAUAAAUAGUAAAAUGUGUUUUAGUAUGAAGGUGUUAAAAUGUUGAGUUGUACGCCUCAGUACAGAGCCAUUCCUGCCUCAUGGACUUGUCACUGGUAUUGUUUGAAUAAAUUUAACUGGUAAUGAAAAGUGUUGUCAAUGAUAGGGAAGCAAAACAGAGACUUAAAGAUUUGAAUUUUACAAGCCAUUGAAUCUGAUAAUUAAAUUUAUACACUAAUGAAUUCAUAUCAUCAUAGCAUGUUUUUUUUUUUAAUCACACAUCUGUAUUUAUUUGUUUUGAAUUAACUUCAUUGAAAUUCAAAGACGUCUUUUUCAAAGUUCACAUAUUCACGUUGCUCGUUCCAGUGCUCAGAUUCAACCAGCAAAAUUCACUUUGAAAAUAAAUACAGGUCGAGUAUCAGGGCUGCCCAGGAACAGGCAAAUGUAGACGAGUCUGGAAUGAGAGACCAUGUUCAAAAGACCAUCUGAAUAUAGGUGCUUGAUUUUUUUGAAAGCAUGAAUUUGAAUAUGUGAACACAGGGGGAAAAAAACUCCUUAGACUUUCAAGGAGGUUAAUAAAAAAAUUAAACAUAAAGAUCUGUACAUGUCAAGGUAUUAUUUUUCAAUGCUAUGAAUCCAUUGGUGUUUGAAUUGGAUGAUUUACAUACUGAAUGAUUGUCUCGGUGGUGCUUCCAUACAUACUGCUCUGUAAAGGGUAGUGAAAGUCCACUGGUGUUUCAUACAUGAACCAUUCGAUGUAAUGAAGGGUGAACUGUGAAUCAUCAGUGCAGAGCUGGAACUGGAGGCGUGUUACACUUCUCAUAGCAGCUACCAGAUUUUAGUUACGUCCCUUACUUACAAGAUGCCCCAGUAGAACGUCUUUUAUCUUUCAGUGCAAACAGGAAAAAGGGUGCCAGUGGAAUAUAAUCAGUGAAUUAAGGAUCACAAUGCAACUCAAGGUGCUGUAGAGGGACACACACACACACAACCUUUGCACUUUGUGUCUGUAUUUUUAUGCUUAUACUAUACACUCACCAGUCAUUUUAAUAGUAAUGCCUGUAUACCUGUUUAUUCAUGCGAAUAUCCAAUCAGCCCAUCAUGUAACAGCAACACAAUGCAUGAGGUUCACCGAAACUGGACAGUUGAAGAUUGUUGAAACUGCUCUUUUUCCUGUCCUCAAUCAUCCAGUUUCAGUAAGGCUGUGUAGCCCCAAAUUCCUGAUUCCAGGUUCUUGGGUAACAGGAGUGGAAUCCAAUGUUUUCUACUGUUCUCAAUGUUUGGCAUGCUGUGCAUUCUGAGAUGCUUUUCUGCUCACCAUGUUUGUAAAGAGAGCUGAUUUGAGGUUACCAUGGCCUUUCUAUUAACUCAAACCAGUCCGGCUAUUCUCCUCUAAUCUCUCUCAACAACACGGUGUUUCCACCCCCAGAACUGCCGCUUACUGUGGAAAUCCCAGGAGAUCAGCAGUUUCUGAAAUACUCAAACCAGCCCAUCUGGCAUCAACAACCAUGUCACAGUCAAAGUCACUGGAUUACAUUUUUCUCCAUUCUGAUGUUUGAUGUGAACAUUACCUGAAGCUCUUGAUCUGGUCCUGCUUGAUUUUAUGCACUGUAGAUAAUUGCAUGAAUGAGCAGAUGUACAAGUGUUUAUAUUCAAGUGAUCAGUGAGCACAUCUCCUAUCCAACAUUGAGGUUUUUUGGGACAAUACUUAACAAUGUACCUGACUUUGUUCUAAGCUUCUGACAUUCCAGUGAAAAAAAAAUAAAACAAUCCAAGUCAAAUUCAUUUUCAGUAUUUUUUAUUAUGUUUUUUCUUCAUGUUAAUCUCUUUCUAUCAGGUAUUGCCAGUGAGAAUUGAGACUUAAAACAGAUCUUUAAUGCCAAAUACAAGUAGAAAAUUGAAGCAGAAGAUUGUCAGUAGAUCUUAAAUAACCUCUUGCUUUCACAUGAUGGAGUCUAUGUCUCAGCAAUGAGUCUGGACUGGAGUGAACAGGCACUGGUGAGACAAUGCAAAGUCCUACACUAUAACAUUUCAAUUUGAUCUGUGGUGUUGGUGGUAAAUAUGUCACUUCACUGGCAGUGCAAAUCCAAAACACUUCAGAAAACUCUUUCCCUACAGAACCCGUCCAUACGUCAAUGCAGUAAGCAAGAAAAACUGUCUACAGCUAAAGAAUCUAAGCAUGCAUCUGUUUUCACCCUUAUAGAAAAUGUUUUGCAGUUCCUAUCCAAAAGACACCAAGAGCCCAGAAUUCCUUAGAAACCAAAUGCAACCUCCAACUCAUGGCCUUUUCAAUAACUUGAUUCACAGACGUAGCCACACUGAUCACAGUACAUCCUUAAAAUCCACCAUGCCGGGGAAAUUUAACAGUCAAUUACAAAGAACGCACUGCUUUUAAAUAGUUGAAAAUGUACGUUUUUCAAGGCCUUUGUGAAUUUGAAAUUUCGCUACAAACCAAGUCUGAACAGUCACCACAAUCUGAGGCAAAAACGCACAAAGGAACAAGAUCACAUCGUCAUUGCCUUGUCUUUGGUGUUUUACAUUUUUGCCAAAAGUAACACCAGAGAUGCUACGUUAAAGUGUUCAAGAAAAUUGCAGCAGAGUAAAAAAAAUUACAUUCUGUUAGAUUAUAAACAUCGACUGGAACUCUCAAUAGGACGUGACAUUGUUGAUGUGUUGCGUACAAGCGGACAUUCAACCAUAUUUAGAUGAUGCGUUGUGCAUGUUCUGUCUGUGUUCUUCUGUAAUACACUGAACUGUCCUACCAAGAGUUCGACCACAUACACAUUCAGCUGAAGCUGAUACAGUCAGCAUACUGAACUCUCCUUUGCGAUAGUGCGGCCGCUUAACAGGAUAAGGCCUAAGAAGUGAAGCACCAGCAGCUAGUGGCUAAAAAGAUAGAGAAGGUGCAGCAGAAUUGAGCUCGGCAGGGAGGUGACAGGUGACGGGAAAAACUGGGGAACCUCGGAAAGGAAAACAGGGCUGUGUUCCAAAUCUUUUACUGCCUCCUCUUCAAACUCCAAAAACCUCUGGGCCCUACAAGUAAAUCCAAAGCUGAGGAAAACAACCGUUCAUACAGCGCAACCAAGCCUUGUCAAACACAAUGUUUGAGUGAAGGGAGGAAGUUACCAAACACAGACCAAUUGGAACACAGCCAACCCAGCAAAACUGUAAAAGGGACAAUAGAAUGUAAGUGGAUCAAAGACAAAAAUCUAAUCCCAUACACUUAAUAUGACUAUUAAUAUGACUGCUAACAAAAUCUAUUGUACUGUAGCUACACUGCUACAAGUGUAUAUAAAGAUACACCAAUACAACCAUUUGAGUACAAACAUGAAUAACACACAAAGCACAUUUUACAAGCACAAUAUCUUUAAAAAAUUCCAAAACGGCAAAUUCCCUAAUAAGGAAAAAAAACAUAACAUGUUUGUGCUAACAUGUAAGACUUUAGUUUCUACAUAUUCCAAACAAGUAUACUUGGAUGUCUUCAUUACAGUAAGCUCGCCUCUGAAAAAUCUGCUACCAUUUUUGUACCAGUAAACACACACACACACACACACACACACAC
Messenger RNA from Pangasianodon hypophthalmus (striped catfish), 6532 nucleotides. RefSeq names its product myotubularin related protein 1a (gene mtmr1a). The transcript has 17 exons. The record is from RefSeq and is a predicted model, not a curated record. The coding region runs from base 348 to 2414 and encodes 688 amino acids. Gene Ontology annotation, biological process: dephosphorylation. Lineage: Eukaryota; Metazoa; Chordata; Actinopteri; Siluriformes; Pangasiidae. Gene Ontology annotation, molecular function: phosphatidylinositol-3,5-bisphosphate 3-phosphatase activity.